Messenger RNA from Scaptodrosophila lebanonensis, 2216 nucleotides. RefSeq names its product alpha-1,2-mannosyltransferase ALG9 (gene Alg9). NCBI's taxonomy places the organism in Eukaryota, Metazoa, Arthropoda, Insecta, Diptera, Drosophilidae. Gene Ontology annotation, cellular component: endoplasmic reticulum membrane. The record is from RefSeq and is a predicted model, not a curated record. Gene Ontology annotation, molecular function: alpha-1,2-mannosyltransferase activity. Gene Ontology annotation, biological process: protein N-linked glycosylation. The coding region runs from base 79 to 1926 and encodes 615 amino acids. The transcript has 4 exons.
ACUCCUAUAAAUACAGAUCGGGAAAAUAAUAACAAAAACAAAUUGUCCUGGCCAAAAGUUGAGAAAGGGGUUGUGAACAUGUCACCACCAGCAGCUCGGGCGCGUUAUAAUGCCAACAAAUCGGACAAUCAAAUCACUAAAAAGCCUCCCAAACUAAACGGUCUCGCCGGUACCGGCAAAAAGAAAAGCAAGGAUAGCAAAAAACGGAAACAAACUCCUAUUCUUAGUAAUGCAGCGUCUGCGGGGGAUAAGGCAAACGCAAUGCCGAGUGUUCACACGGCCUUUAAGACUUUUGUGAGCGCGCGUCUUUGUAGUGCUAUCUGGGCAUACAUAUCUGACUGCGACGAGACUUUUAACUACUGGGAGCCCUUGCACUACAUUAUCAAUGGCCAUGGGCUACAAACGUGGGAAUACAGUCCCCAGUUCGGCCUACGCUCCUACACCUAUCUUCUGUUACAGGGCGUGCCGGGCUGGAUCUAUCAGAAGUUGUUUAAUCCCAGUCCAAUACUUAUUUUCUAUAUGGUUCGUUGUAUGUUGGGAUUCGGCUGCGCCGUCAUGGAGCGUUUCAUGUACAAAUCGAUUUGCCAAGAGUUCGGUAUUCACAUUGGUCGUCUGUGGCUAAUAUUUCAACUGUUCAGCGUCGGAAUGUUCGUUUCCAGUACUGCUCUCUUACCUUCGUCCUUCUCCAUGUACUUCGGAUGUGCUGCGUUGGCUGCCUGGUGGCGGCAACGUUACAGUCUAGCUAUUUUUCUCACUGCUAUUUCAGCACUUCUCGGCUGGCCGUUUGCGGCACUGAUCGGUGUGCCCCUUGCUCUGGAAAUGUUGCUGCGUCAACGGGACUGGCGUACCUUUGCGCAGUGGACGCUUAUAUCGGCGGUCACCAUUGCGCUGCCCAUGAUAGCCAUCGAUACGAGUUAUUUUGGAAAGUUGACAUUUGCGCCACUGAACAUUGUUUGGUACAAUGUGUUUACCAGUCAUGGCCCUAAUAUAUUUGGAACUGAACCUGUGAGCUAUUAUAUUAUCAAUGGAUUUUUAAACUUCAACAUUAUAUGGUUACUGGCUCUACAGCUGCCACUUAUGCUGAUUAUGGACUCCUUGAUAGUCCCUGCUAAGUCGAAAUCAACUUUAAACUUUCCACACUACAUAUCGCUAGCCCCUUUGUAUAUUUGGUUGAUUGUCUUCUUCGUACAGCCGCACAAGGAGGAACGUUUCCUAUUCCCAGUAUACCCUCUCAUAUCGUUGUGCGGAGCUAUAACCGUCGAUGUUUAUCAGCGAAUCUUUUUCCGCUUUAAAUCGCUGGUAUUCAAGGUCAAGGCUGGCGCCCAUUACCUUGACCACAGUAUGUUCAUCGCCAUUGUGGUUAUGGUGGCCAGUACGCUAAUGGGGCUCUCACGCGUCUUUGCACUCUAUCGUAACUAUCAUGCGCCAAUGGAUCUGAUGAUGGAACUAAACCAGUUUAAAACUACGCCACAGUAUCGGGCAGACGAGAUAUAUAAUGUGUGUAUUGGUAAGGAUUGGUAUCGCUAUCCAGGCAGCUUUUUCCUGCCUGCGCCAAACUUCCGUCUUCGCUUCCUGAAGUCCGAAUUCCGUGGCAUGUUGCCCGCAUAUUAUUCUGAUGGACCCAACGCCACACAGAUAGUCCACCCCUACUUUAACGAUAUGAAUCAAGAAGACGAACGCAUGUAUUUUAACUAUGAACAGUGUCAUUUUCUAGUCGAUUUCGAUGAUGGUAAAUACACGUCCUUAGAACCGAACUAUUCAAAGCGUACUAAGGAUUGGACAAUAUUGAAGAGUUUACCCUUUUUAAUACAGGAAAAGUCACACAAGUUCCUGCGUUCUUUCUACAUACCCUUCCUAACCGAUCAUCAUACUAAAUACGGAAAUUUCAAUUUACUAAAAAGGAAAAAAAUACGUAACGGCAGUUAAAAGAUAACUAAAAAAUUUCAGCACAUUUCCGUAGUGCCGUCAAAAUCUGUUUAAUAUUUUUUAUUUAAUUCCCCCUUUGUGUUGUGUUCCCAUAUCAUGCUGUAAAAUUAAAUAGUUAAGCUAAGCUGAUUCACGCAGUGUCAUGUCGUUACAUAAUGUUUACCAUUAUCCGAUAUAAAUUUGAUUUCACACCAAAGUUGUCAGGAUCUGUUUACAGAUCAUUCUAGUGUUUAAGCAUUUAUAUAUUCUAAAAGAUUAUUAUUUAAAAAAGGAGUGCAUACAAAUACCAA